This is a messenger RNA of Mus musculus (house mouse), 445 nucleotides long. RefSeq names its product predicted pseudogene 7209. The record is from RefSeq and is a predicted model, not a curated record. The transcript is spliced from 2 exons. Lineage: Eukaryota; Metazoa; Chordata; Mammalia; Rodentia; Muridae. Bases 1 to 435 code for a protein of 144 amino acids.
AUGAAGCCACUGGGCCAGACUGCUUUCUGUCCUGCAGUUUAUUCCAAGGAGGAAGAAUGUUCCUAUGAGAGCCUUCUAGCUGAGAUAGCUUUGAGUCUAAGGCAGAUGGCAGCCCUGGAAGUUACUGCUCAAUACUGCAUCCAGGAGCUGGAUCAGUAUGGCCAAUGUGUAGCAGCCAAGCCAGAGUUGUGGCAUCGAGAUUGUCACCCCCUUAAGAUGAGCAUUGCUCGCUGCACGUCCUCCCACCCCACCAUCCACCAGAACCUACAGGCCUGUGCUGAGCCGUUUGAAGCCUUUGAGGAGUGUCUUCACUUGAAUGAGGCAGCAGUUGGCAACUGUGUUAAACACGUAGGCCACUUCCUACAGUGUGCUGAUCAGGUGCAGCCACCAAGUUCACCCACAACUGGAGAGGCACAGCCCCUGCCUGCCUCCUGACAACCGCCUU